Molecule: messenger RNA, 752 nt
Organism: Labrus mixtus (cuckoo wrasse)
Lineage: Eukaryota; Metazoa; Chordata; Actinopteri; Labriformes; Labridae
Product: germ cell-specific gene 1 protein-like
Exons: 4
Coding region: 1-594 (197 amino acids)
Cellular component (GO): plasma membrane
Source: RefSeq, a predicted model, not a curated record
AUGAGGGCCUGUUGUCCGUCCACGCAGCGCUGGGGUCAGCUGCUCAACGCCUUCGCCGCAGUCUUCACGGUCCUGGGAGGUCUGGUUGGGAUGGUGGGUCACAUGAUGUACAUGCAGGUGUUUCAGACCACAGCAUCGAUGGGACCUGAAGACUUCAAGCCUCACAGCUACGGCUACUCCUGGGCUUUCUAUGUGGCCUGGCUCGCCUUCACCGUCUGCAUGUCCGCCGGCGUCUCCACCCUCAACAACUACACCAAGAAGGUCCUGAUGGUGGGACCCCGGCAUUACUCCAGCCUCAACCCCUGCAGCUUCAACUUCGUGGGGCUCCUCCCACCGUAUUACACCCCCGCCAACCCAGACAACGCCAUUUCCCACCUGUCUCCGUAUUACGCGCCCCCUGCCAUGACCAUACCGCCCCCUCCCCCGAGGCUCACGCACACCGACUCCUUCCCUUCCGCCUUCUCUCACCCUGAACCUGCAUCAGCUUUCCACCGCCUCUCCCUCCCCGCUCCAUCGCUCGAUCCGUCUGUCUCCGUCCUCAUGGCGCUGCCGGGACACCAGGAGGAGCCGGAGGACGACUUCAGCCCGCUUUGAGCUUCUGUCUCUGCUCAGACUGAUGCUCAUGUUCACCUCCAGAAACAACAGUUUUAUGUUUAAUUUGUUUUUCUUUAUGUGUGCUGAGUUUACCAGGACAUCCAGAAAGAAGCUGUUUCUGUCUCUGUGUUUAAAUAAAGAAAAAACAUUUGAAAGUG